AUGGCCUCGGUGGGUCCCUCCGCAGCCUCCACGCAGCCCGACCUGCCCUCCGGAGCCGCCGUCUUCAAAACCAUCCCCUACGCCUUCAUCCUGCCGGAGAUCGUCUGCGGGACCUGGGUGUGGAUCCUCGUCGCUGCUACCUCCGUCUCCUUGCCGCUGCUGCAGGGAUGGGUGAUGUACGUGUCCCUCACCUCCUGCCUCAUCUCCCUGCUGCUCCUCUUAAGCUACCUCCUCGGCUUCCACAGGAACAGUGAGAACUGGAAAGUGCUGGACAGUUUGUACCAUGGCGCCACGGCCAUUCUGUACAUGAGCGCCGCUGUCCUGCAGGCCAACGCCACCAUCAACUCUGAGUUCGGCGUCAACGCCAACUACCAACUCAACAGCGCUGCAUCGUUCUUCGCCUUCCUCACGACCUUCCUGUACAUCCUCCACGCCUUCAGCAUCUACUACCAGUGAUCCUGGCAGCACCAGAUUCACCUUGACAGGACGAGGGCUUUCCCAGUGUGAGAGACCUUGCUGUCAUCCCAAGGUGUCCCUGCUCCAGCCCUGUCACCAGGCCUCAGGAACAGCAAGUCCUUUUGCACUCCAUCACAGGAGGGAUUUUGCUGGCACAAGUUGGUGUGCCUGUGGGACAUUUCCUGCCUUGCCUGGGGGAGGGACUUGUGAGGGGAGGGACUGGGUGCAGGCCCCAAGCCUCCAAUACCAACAUUCUGCCAAAUAUUGACAACCAUGCGAAGAGAAAAAAAAAAAAUCACUGUUCCUUCAGCAAACAAUCUCCUUUCUUAUGUCAUUUGCCU
Molecule: messenger RNA, 797 nt
Organism: Agelaius phoeniceus (red-winged blackbird)
Lineage: Eukaryota; Metazoa; Chordata; Aves; Passeriformes; Icteridae
Gene: MALL
Product: mal, T cell differentiation protein like
Biological process (GO): myelination
Cellular component (GO): membrane
Molecular function (GO): structural constituent of myelin sheath
Source: RefSeq, a predicted model, not a curated record